This is a messenger RNA of Pseudocercospora fijiensis CIRAD86, 4551 nucleotides long. RefSeq lists its product as uncharacterized. The record is from RefSeq and is a predicted model, not a curated record. Gene Ontology annotation, biological process: siRNA processing. Gene Ontology annotation, molecular function: DNA binding; ribonuclease III activity; ATP binding. NCBI's taxonomy places the organism in Eukaryota, Fungi, Ascomycota, Dothideomycetes, Mycosphaerellales, Mycosphaerellaceae. Gene Ontology annotation, cellular component: cytoplasm; nucleus; RISC complex. Bases 1 to 4551 code for a protein of 1516 amino acids. The transcript is spliced from 2 exons.
AUGCCAACCGCCGCCGGCCCCAUCACCUGGAAGGAGAAACGCAGAGCACAGAAGGCCAUUUUCGACACAUGGAUCACGAGCUCCGCCGGACAAGAAGCGCUGAAGCCCAAGAACCGCGAUGGGAAGCCCAAGUCUGGUCUCGAUGAAGAGCAGUCGGUGCACUCCUUACUUGCGCAGCAGCAGCGCGACACGCAGAUUGUGAAGAACCCUCGCGAGUAUCAGAUUGAACUGUUCGAGCGUGCAAAGCAGGAGAAUACCAUCGCGGUCCUCGACACGGGCUCAGGCAAGACAUUGAUUGCAGUCUUGCUUCUUCGAUGGAUCAUUGACCACGAGAUUGAGAACCGUGCCAAGGGAUCUCAAGCAAAGAUCUCGUUCUUUCUGGUGGCAAGCGUGACUUUGGUAUACCAGCAAUUUGCAGUGCUCGAGACCAACCUUGAUCACAAGGUCGCCAGACUUUGUGGAGCCGACAAUACUGACAGAUGGGACAAGACUCGUUGGAUGAAGGAGUGCUACGAGAACAAGGCAAUCGUCUGUACUGCCGAGAUUCUGUUCCAAGCACUUUCCUUUGGCUACCUCACUAUGAAGCAGAUCAAUCUCCUCAUUUUCGACGAGGCGCACCAUACCAAGAAGAACCAUUCAUACGCGAGAAUCAUCAAGGACUUCUAUCUCGAAGAAGAAGUACACGAUCGACCACGUAUCUUCGGCAUGACCGCCAGUCCCAUCGAUGCCAAAAUGGAUGUCAUCCAAGCCGCGCACGAGCUCGAGGCACUCCUUGAUUCGAAAAUCGCCACCACAUCCGACAUGAGCUUAUCGAGCGCUAUCAAGAAGCCCAAGGAACAAAUUAUGAGAUAUCCCUCUCUUCCCCAGGCCGGCUUCGAGACGCCGCUUUUACAAGCCGUUAGAGCCCGCUACAGCGACAUGACUCAAUUCACCAAAAUCUUUACCCGUGCCGCCGAAGUUGCGCGACACCUGGGCUCGUGGUGUGCAGAUUUCUAUCUGCUUGACUGCCUUUCUGACGAGAAGUCUAAGAGAUACAAGCUUGCUGCGGAGCAGAAGUUCCACGCGCGCAAUGCAGGUCGAGAAGUGGCUGCCCUUGACCGUGCCUUGAAGCGCAUCGAUGCUGCAGUGGCCUUUGCACAAGAGCAUCGAAAUAUCCUCGACACGGAAAUCACGAGAGAUCGUAUCAGCUCGAAGGUCUAUGAGCUCUACAGAUAUCUUGCUGAGCAGUUCGAGCGGCCAUCGAGCAACCGCUGCAUUGUGUUUGUUGACAAACGCUACACUGCCCGCCUUCUGAACAGCCUCUUUCAGCGGAUCAAGUCUCCACACAUGAAGUCAACAUUCUUGAUUGGCUCUGGUAACACCGGCCAGGACGAAGACAACUUCUCGUUUCGUCAGCAGGUUAUGGUUCUACUGAAAUUCCGCAAGGGUGAUCUAAACUGCCUUUUCGCUACGUCCGUGGCGGAGGAGGGUCUUGAUGUGCCCGACUGCAAUCUCAUCAUCCGCUUCGACAUGUACGCCACGAUGAUCCAGUACGUCCAAUCGCGCGGUCGUGCUCGCAAUCAGAAUUCCAAAUUCAUCCAUAUGGUGGAGAACGGCAACUCGAUACACAAGGAAACAGUGAACGAAGUGCGGUACGCUGAGCUGAGCAUGAGGGCGUACUGCGACCAGCUUCCUGAGGAUCGCAAGCUUCAAGGCAAUUCGGAUAGCAUUGAAGCAUUGAUGGAACGAGAGAGGAAUAUGGAGGUCCGCGUGGAUCCCGUCUCAAAGGCCAAGCUGACGUACGGCAAUGCACUGAACAUCCUGGCUACAUUUGUAUCCGCAAUACCUACCGACGGUCACGAGAUGCAGCAUCCCACCUAUGUCGUGUCUUCCCGCGGGCAGAAGUUCGUUUGCGAGGUCGUGCUGCCCGGCAACUCUCCACUUCGAUCCAUGAUUGGCAAAGUCCACCAAAAGAAGACACUAGCGAAGCGAUCAGCUGCCUUCGAGGCGGUUAUCGAGUUGAGGAAGAAAUCGUGGAUCAACGAGAACCUUAUGCCGGUAUAUCAGAGGAAGCUUCCUGCUAUGCGAAACGCGCUACUAGCUGUGGACAUGAAGAAGACCAACCAGUAUGCCAUGCGCAUCAAACCAAAGAUUUGGGCCGAACAGCGAGGCACAUUGCCCGUGCAACUCUGGAUCACAGUCAUCGAUUUCCCGGAGAAGCUUGAUCGUGUUCAUCAGCCUAUCGCAUUCUUGACGAGAACACAGAUGCCGCAAUUUCCUUCUUUUCCAAUCUACCUUAAUGACGGACGCGCGACCACCGUCAAAUCCGCCGACCUAGGAGCUCCGCUACUCGUGGAUCAAGAGCGGCUUAAGAAGCUGACUGCAUUCACAUUCCGCGUCUUCCGCGAUGUGUUCAGCAAGACCUAUGAAGAGGAUGCGGCCAAGCUGUCGUACUGGCUCGCGCCUGCCACUCUUCUGCUGUCUACCGACCAGGCAUCAUCAGCCCAUAACAUUGACCCCAUGACGGCCAUCGACUGGCGUCUCCUGGAGGAUGUUCUCGAUAACGACGAGUACAAGUGGACUCCAAGUACGCCACACGAUCGCUUUGUCGACAAGUUCAUUGUGGACAUGUUCGAUGGGAGUCGCAAAUUCUACUCCAUAGGCGUCGACAGCUCGUUGCACCAAGACGAUCCCAUUCCAGAGCAUGCUAGCAAGGGCAAAGGCAAUCGAGGCGGCAGUAUCAUGAACUACAGCGUCAGUCUAUGGAAAAAGUCUCGACAAGCAAGGGUUUGGUCCCAAAAUCAGCCAGUCGUGGAAGCGGACAUUGUACUUCAACGCCGCAACAUGCUCGCACCACCAGAACAAAAAGAAUUGGCGCCCGUCACAAAAGCUUACAUUGUGCCGGAGCCGCUGCGUAUCUCUGCAAUCACCCCAAACGUUGCAGCUUCAUGUUUCGUGUGGCCGGCGAUCGCUCACCGAUUCGAAUCUUGUCUCAUUAGUAUCGAGGGGUGUGAAGCGGUCGGGGUGACAUGCGGGCCAGAAUUCGCAUUGGCAGCCUUUACCAAGGACUCCGACAAUCAAGGAGAGCACGAAGCUGAGGAGCGUGUCAACUUUCAACGCGGCAUGGGCGAGAAUUACGAGCGCCUCGAGUUCAUCGGCGAUACAUUCCUCAAGACAGCGACAACAAUCUCCACCUUCAUCAUGAACCCCAAUGAGAACGAAUUCGAGUUUCACGUCCGGCGUAUGCUGAUGCUUUGCAACAAGAAUCUAUACCAGACUGCACUUCAGCUUAAGCUUUACGAGUACAUCCGAAGCUUGGCAUUCAAUCGGAGAUACUGGUAUCCAGAAGGAUUGAAGUUGCUGGUUGGUACAGGAGUUGUCAAGGGCCAGGAAAAAGAGAUGUACCACGAGCCUCGCGAAGUCGGACUUGGCGAGAAGACCAUCGCGGACGUCUGCGAGGCAUUGAUUGGUGCCGCUUACCUGAGUCACGACAAGCCUGGAGAGGCGUGGGAGCCAGAGCAUUGGCGAGACGCUGUUCGUGCUGUCACAAAGCUAGUCAAGAGUGACGAUCACAAGAUGCAAACCUGGCAGGAUUACAUCGAUGCAUACGACAAGCCUGCGUACCAGACAGGCGAAUCAACCGCAGUACAGAAGGACCUGGCGCUGAGGGUCGAGAAGGAGCAUGCGUAUACUUUCACGUAUCCACGCCUGCUGUACUCCGCCUUCAUGCAUCCUUCAGUACCGUACAUGUACGAGAAAGUACCAAGCUACCAGCGUCUGGAGUUCUUGGGCGAUGCCCUUCUCGACAUGGCGAGCAUCACCUAUCUCUUCUACAAGUACCCAGACAAGGACCCGCAAUGGCUUACCGAGCACAAGAUGGCCAUGGUCAGCAACAAGUUCCUGGGCGCACUGUGCGUCGACAUCGGCUUCCACAAGCAUCUGCGUCACCAUCACGCCACCCUCGAGCACCAAGUUCGCGACUACGCGACCGAACUUCUUGAGGCCAAGCGCAUUGCGGGUAAGGGCUGUGUUGAUUACUGGACUACCGUCUCCGAUCCACCAAAGUGCCUUCCGGAUAUUGUCGAGGCAUAUAUUGGAGCCAUGUUCAUUGACUCCAACUUCGAUUACAACCAGGUACAACGCUUCUUCGAAGAACACGUCAAGUGCUACUUCGGCGACAUGACUAUCUACGACAGCUUCGCCAACAACCAUCCUUGCACGCACCUUCAUAACAUGCUCCAGACGACCUUCGGCUGUGUGGACUAUCGGCUCAUGGCUCGUGAGCUUCCUAGCGUCGACGGCAUGGAGAGAAAGGAUGUCGUGGCUGUGGUUAUGGUUCAUGACAAGAUCAUUGCACAUUCCGCUGGCAAGUCUGGUAGAUAUGCGAAACUUCGCGCUGCUAACAAGGCUUUGGAGAAGCUGGACGGAAAGCUUCUUCCUGACUUUCGUGCUGAGUUCGGAUGUGAUUGCAGGGAGGAUGAAGAGGGCAGAAUUGUCCUGGCGAAGGAUCUUGACAGUGUUGGAACCAACUCGAAGGAGAUCACUGAGACGAUGGGGAGCUGUGGUGUGUAG